This is a messenger RNA of Dermatophagoides farinae (American house dust mite), 825 nucleotides long. RefSeq names its product calcyclin-binding protein. NCBI's taxonomy places the organism in Eukaryota, Metazoa, Arthropoda, Arachnida, Sarcoptiformes, Pyroglyphidae. Gene Ontology annotation, cellular component: nucleus. The record is from RefSeq and is a predicted model, not a curated record.
AUUUAACCACGCUGAUUGCGAGUGAUGAAAAUAUUUUGUCAAAAAGUUGCUUCUUCAAACCAUUGUCGUCAAAUCCAUUUGAUCUAUAUAAAAUGGCUAGCUUGAAUAAACUUGUCCAAGAUCUUGGAGAGCAGAUCAAAGAACUUGACCGGUUGAAAGGUGAAGCUCAAUUGGAUUGUAAUCGACAAUUUAUCCAGAAUGAAAUCAAUCGUUUGUCAUUGGUUAAACUGAAUCAUGAAAAAGAACUGGCCAAGUUGACAAGUAAUUUUGGCCAAAGUGACCAAUUGGGCGUCAUUGCGGUUACCAAUUACAUGUGGGAUCAAAGUAACGAACAUAUCAAAAUCUAUAUUGAAUUGGACAAAACAGAAAAAGUCGACAAUGGCGAAAUUCGUUUAGAAUUCUUGUCUGACACCAAGUUUACCUGUAUUUUUGGUAAAUUCCGUUUUACAUUGGGACGUCUAUUUAAACCAUUGGAUCAAGCAAAAAGCAAAGUCAUUAUAAGCAAAUCGAACAAAUUGGUAAUUACAUUGUACAAAGCCAAAUCGGAACAUUGGUCUUCGCUUCAAUCAACAACAGGCACUAGCCCCAAAUUGAUGGAUGAUAAGAAAGACAUUGAUUCGGGUGAUCCGGAAAAAUCACUGAUGAAUCUAAUGAAAAAGAUGUACGAUGAAGGUGAUGAUGAAAUGAAAAGGACAAUUGCUAAAUCCUGGUACGAAUCACAACAUAAGCAAGGAAUGCCAGAUUUUUCGCCAUAGAGCAUGUUAUUACAUCCAUCCAUUAUAAACUAUCUUUAAAUCAAUCAAUUAAUAAAAAAAUUUUUAAUUU